UUGUGAUCGACUGGACGUAUGUUUGUAGUCUUAAACUAACACUAUUUUGUUUUUAAAUAUAUUUCGUGAAUCGAUCCUAAGUAAAUAAUUAUAAUGGUCGGCGUUCAAUUUUAAACCGAAGAAAAUUCUUGAUAAAAUGUUGAUACCAAUCGGGUUCCUGUCAUUCGUCCUUGUGGCGUCAUCUAGCGGACAGAGAGAAGGAGAAUCCUGUGUGGAUCAGUAUGCAAACACAGUGGGCAGAUGCACGGUGGUAGACCAAUGCCAGUCGGCUAAACGAGACUUUCAGUUGAAUGGUAUUCGACCUACUUUCUGUUCCUACACUACAUUCGGAGCAGCCAUCGUAUGCUGUCGGGACGGAACCAACAUAUUACAAUCACCCACAACUAGAGAUCGGGAUCAGAGACCUAUUUGGGGCACAGCUGAUGGAGGAACAAAUUAUAGAAGAAGAGUCAGCGAGAGAAAAUGCGAAGAAUACAGCAGAGCUGUCGUAGAAAAAGUCCCGUACAUACCAUUGAUACCGAAUCCGGAACCUUUUACGGUUUCCGCAGCAAAAUGUGACUAUACCGGGGUCGAACUUAUCGUUGGCGGUGAGAAUGCCAAUCCUGGAGAGUUUCCGCAUAUGGCAGCCAUAGGUUGGGCAACUUUCGAAGGAACAUACAAAUUCAGUUGUGGCGGGACCCUAAUAAGCCCACGAUUCGUGGUCACAGCUGGACAUUGCAUCCGAGAUCCCAGUGCACAGAACCCGGAGCCAGUCAUUGUAAGGUUGGGAGACCAGAACAUAGACAACAAUGUUUAUGAUGGAGCUAAUCCUAUUGAUGUAGCAAUUCGCAGAAUCCAUAAGCAUCCUGAGUACCGUCCUCCGAAGGUCUACAAUGAUAUAGCAUUGUUGGAACUGGUGUCUGAUGUCACAUUCAGCACAACCAUCAGACCAGCUUGUCUGUGGUUCCAGCAGGACUUGAGAGGUCAUGAAAAGGUCAUCGCGACUGGAUGGGGAGUUGUUGAUACGCGGACCAAGCAAAGUGCGAAAGAGUUGCAGAAGGUGUCCUUAUCGGUCCUUGACGAGGGUUUCUGCAAUGAAACCCUGAAAUUCUUCUUCAAUCGCAACUGGCCUGAUGGGUUCCAGCCGACGCAAAUGUGUGCUGGUGAAUUAAGCGGCGGGAAAGAUACUUGUCAGGGUGACUCCGGAUCUCCUCUCCAAGUGGUAUCAAAGGAUAACUCCUGUAUCUUCCACGUGGUCGGGGUGACGUCAUUCGGACGAAAUUGCGCGGACAAAGGACGACCUGCCGUCUAUACUAGGAUCGCUAGUUACGUAGACUGGAUCGAGAGUGUCGUCUGGCCGGGAGAAUAAAGUAGAAUUAUAAUAGUUUAAGCAGAAAUCUUUUGGUUUUUUUUACUCAUCUGUUCUGUCAGUUUAUUUUAUUAGAAUUUCGACUUUAUUCGUUACAAAAAAAAAU
Molecule: messenger RNA, 1454 nt
Organism: Spodoptera exigua (beet armyworm)
Lineage: Eukaryota; Metazoa; Arthropoda; Insecta; Lepidoptera; Noctuidae
Source: the annotation of a GenBank genome assembly